AUGGCCGCCCGCCGGUCUUUGGCCCGUUCUAUCCCCGCUCUCCGUGCGGUUCCCCGCUCACCCGCGGUUACUGCUAGAGCUGCCUCCGGUGCUCGAUCUCUCACCACCGCGACCCCAAUUGCUAGAUUCACUGCUCAGAGGGCUAUCGCUACCCCCGGGGCUAUGUCGGCUGCCCGCAGAUUGCACGCCACCGCUCAGCAGCUCGCCCCUCCUACCACCUCGGCUGCUUCGACUGCAACGGAAUACCCGACAAACCAUCAAAAGAUUGCCAACCCUAUCGACACCGCCAACUUCCUCGACAACGAGUUCGUGCCAUCCAAGGCUACUAAAUGGAUCGACCUCCAUGACCCAGCCACCAACAAUCUGGUGACUCGUGUGCCACAAAGUACCGAUGAGGAGUUGCAGGCCGCAGUCAAGUCGGCCGAGAAGGCCUUCCCCGCGUGGCGCGCCACUAGCAUCAUGGCUAGACAGCAGAUCAUGUUCAAGUUCACCAGCUUGAUCCGCGAGAACUGGAACCGGCUGGCCGCAUCCAUCACUCUCGAGCAAGGAAAGACCUUCGCCGAUGCCAAGGGCGACGUUCUUCGUGGUCUGCAGGUCGCCGAGACCGCUUGUGGUAUCACCACCCAGAUGACCGGUGAGGUUCUGGAGGUUGCCAAGGACAUGGAGACCCGUAGCUACCGCGAACCGCUGGGCGUUGUCGCGGCUAUCUGCCCGUUCAACUUCCCUGCCAUGAUCCCGCUAUGGUGUAUCCCCGUUGCCACUGUGACUGGCAACUGCUUGGUCAUGAAGCCCUCUGAGCGCGACCCCGGUGCUGCUAUGAUCCUGGCCGAGCUGGCCAAGGAGGCCGGCUUCCCUCCCGGUGUUAUUAACAUCGUUCACGGCCAGCACCGCACCGUGGAUUUCAUCCUGGACGCGCCCGCUAUCAAGGCCAUCAGCUUCGUCGGCAGCAACAAGGCUGGCGAGUACAUCUACACUCGUGGCUCUGCCAACGGCAAGCGUGUGCAGGCUAACUUGGGUGCCAAGAACCACGCCGCUGUCCUGCCCGACUGCAACAAGAACCAUGCUCUCAACGCCAUUACUGGUGCUGCCUUUGGUGCUGCUGGUCAGCGCUGCAUGGCUCUGAGCACUGUCGUUAUGGUUGGGGAGACCAAGGAGUGGCUGCCCGAGAUUGCUGAGCGUGCCAAGGGUCUCCACAUGAACGGUGGCUUCGAGGAAGGUGCGGACCUUGGUCCUGUCAUUAGCCCCGAGAGUAAGAAGCGCAUUGAGGAUCUCAUUGCCAGUGCUGAGGCGGAGGGUGCUACUAUCCUCCUGGAUGGCCGUGGACAGAUGCCCGAGAAGUAUCCCAACGGCAACUUCGUUGGUCCCACCAUCAUCACCAAUGUUACCCCUGACAUGAGGUGCUACAAGGAGGAGAUCUUCGGUCCCGUUCUCGUUUGCCUUAAUGUCGAGUCUCUGGACGACGCCAUUGAUCUCAUCAACGCCAACGAAUACGGCAACGGUGCCGCCGUCUUCACUCGCUCCGGCUCGACCGCCUCGCGCUUCCAGAAGGAAUGUGAAGCCGGCCAGCUGGGUAUCAACGUGCCCAUCCCCGUCCCGCUGCCCAUGUUCUCCUUCACCGGUAACAAGAAGAGUAUCGCCGGUGGCGGUGCCAACACUUUCUACGGCAAGCCUGGCUUGCAGUUCUUCACUCAGCAGAAGACCGUUACCAGCCAUUGGAAGAGCGAGGAUGCGGUCAGCACCAAGGCCAACGUCGUGAUGCCUACCCACUCUUAG
Molecule: messenger RNA, 1773 nt
Organism: Penicillium cinerascens
Lineage: Eukaryota; Fungi; Ascomycota; Eurotiomycetes; Eurotiales; Aspergillaceae
Product: CoA-acylating methylmalonate-semialdehyde dehydrogenase
Exons: 2
Coding region: 1-1773 (590 amino acids)
Biological process (GO): thymine catabolic process; L-valine catabolic process
Cellular component (GO): mitochondrion
Molecular function (GO): methylmalonate-semialdehyde dehydrogenase (acylating, NAD+) activity; malonate-semialdehyde dehydrogenase (acetylating, [NAD(P)+]) activity
Source: RefSeq, a predicted model, not a curated record